CGCACUCUCCUCCCAGACUUAUCCUCUUCUCCCCUCCCUCCUUCGAAACCUAGGGCACCCCGCAGUGCCUCAACACGCAGUCCACGCCGCCGCCGCCGUAGCGCGGCAGUCCACACAGCUCCUCUGCACGGCCGCAUCUGCCGCAUCCACCCAUCCCACCACCGCACCUCCGCUCCGCCGCAUCCACGGAUCCACACCUAAACCUAGCCUCGCUGCAUCCCGCCGCCGCACCUCCGCAUCCCCCACAUCCACCGAAUCCCGCCAGAGCUGGAAGGAGUCACCACCACCAGGCCGUGGGGACACGGAGCCCUAAGCCGGAGGGAGGCGCCAAGUUGCAAACCGGAGGAUGGAGCCCUGAGCCGGAGGGAGGCACCAAGCUGCAGGCCGGAGGGAGGCGCCAACUCUGCUUACGCAAAUCCAAAGGUACUCUGCUUGCGCCACGCUCGAGCUGGGACUGGUCGUUGGUAGAGAUCUCCCAAGUAGUUCUGCCUGCUUGACCAAGCUGGGCGAGAUCUCCCAGUAGUUCUUCAGCGUCGCACUGCAUCUUGUGCAUAUAUCAAAGAUCCCUCGGCAUCGGUUCUUCUCCAUCGCUGUCGGGCGAGAUGCCCGUCGCCGUGGAGGACAGGGGCGGCACCGUGGCGCUGAUGCCGGCAUCCCUCUUCCUCCUGGGCACAUGGCCGGCUCUCCUGACGCUGCUGGAGCGCAGAGGCCGGCUGCCUCAGCACAUCUACCUCGACUACUCCAUCACCAACCUCGUCAUCGCCGUCCUGAUGGCCGUCGCGUUUGGGCAGGUUGGAUAUAGCAGGCAAGACUUCUUCACUCAGCUCACCCAGAUGCAGGACAAUUGGCCUUCAGUCCUAAUCGCAAUGGCCGGUGGCCUUGCCCUCAGUCUUGGGAACCUGGUCUCGCAGUACGCAUGGGCGUUUGCCGGUCUAUCAUUGACAAACGUCAUCUGCGCAAGCAUGACAGUUGUUUCAGGCACGACCAUAAAUUAUUUUCUCGAUGGUCGUAUCAAUCGAGCGGAGAUACUCUUCCCGGGUGUCGUGUGCUUCCUCAUGGCGGUGUUCCUUGGUGCAGCCGUCCAUUCUUCCAAUGCCAAGGAUGAUGAACAGAAGCUAAGCAUGAAGAGUGCAGACAUCGAGCUCAGCAGUGACUUCAGACAAAGCGAAGUUGCUGCCUGCUCCUGAAGAAUCGAAGAAUGGAGAUGAAGAAGAUUACAGCGCUUCCAAUGAGUUGAAACCAGGCACUGCAGAGUUCAUCAUCCAGGUUGAGGAGAGACGGUCAAUCAAGGUCCUUGGCCAUAGAAAGUUGCUAGGCCUCAGUCUCGUUUUCUUUGCUGGGGCCUGCUUUUCUCUCUUCUCACCGGCGAUCAACCUAGCCACCAACGACCAGUGGCGUGCCCUGAGGAAGGGUGUCCCGCACCUGUUGGUCUACACCGCCUUCUCUCUCAAAAUCUUGUUAGAAUAGGCUAAAAGCUACUGCUAUAAUUGUUAUUUUAUGACACUGAAGUGUAAUACUUUGUACAGGGUGAGAAUGCACUAUACUAGUUAAGCCUUCUUGUAGUCUUUUGUUCGGAAUAGUACUACUUUUGGUUAUUAAUCCUUGUAGUUAUCACUGAGGUGUUCAAUAUGAAUAUCCCUACAGCUAAUUAUGUGUUGUCAUAUUAAUGUAUCAAAGUUACCUUAUGGGUUGUCAUAUUACAAGCAAGCUAAUUCUUGUGUCAAAGAUACAACAUGUUUUUACUUCCUAGUUCCUAGCAUGUUAAGUAAUACUAAUUUGUUAGUUUUUCCUUCCACUUAUUUACAAAAACUGAAACCAGUUUCUGGUCUGUCUGUGUUUGCUUAUAAAUCUCUGAUUUGGAGAAGCAGCUAGAGGAACAGAAAGAGGCAUCAAGGAAGAUUGAAGAAGCAGCCAAGAAGAAUGCUGAGGAGACUGAAAAUGUGAGGCAAAAAUCACUUGAAAUGCAAGGCUUCCUUCAUACCUUGUUCACCGAGAAAUUUCCAUCAGGCAUUCUGCCAGAUCUUCAGCAGUAAGCUAUUGUGUCGUUGUUGUUAUGUAAAUUUGAGACAACAAUUUCUUGAAUUGUAAGACUAUUAUAGUAAAAUUAUUGUGAUGUCUUGCUGUGUUCAAGCAGCAGAUUCUUGAAUUGUAAGACUGGUGAUUUGGAGAUAAUAUUAUGUGAUGUAUGGGCUGAUUUCUGUGA
Molecule: messenger RNA, 2203 nt
Organism: Sorghum bicolor (sorghum)
Lineage: Eukaryota; Viridiplantae; Streptophyta; Magnoliopsida; Poales; Poaceae
Product: ureide permease 1
Exons: 6
Coding region: 603-1187 (194 amino acids)
Biological process (GO): nitrogen compound transport
Cellular component (GO): membrane
Molecular function (GO): allantoin:proton symporter activity; uracil:monoatomic cation symporter activity
Source: RefSeq, a predicted model, not a curated record